Messenger RNA from Trypanosoma rangeli, 2274 nucleotides. RefSeq lists its product as uncharacterized. The coding region runs from base 1 to 2274 and encodes 757 amino acids. Gene Ontology annotation, cellular component: COG complex. Gene Ontology annotation, biological process: intracellular protein transport; Golgi organization; retrograde vesicle-mediated transport, Golgi to endoplasmic reticulum. The record is from RefSeq and is a predicted model, not a curated record. The transcript has a single exon. NCBI's taxonomy places the organism in Eukaryota, Euglenozoa, Kinetoplastea, Trypanosomatida, Trypanosomatidae.
AUGGAAGCGGUCAACGCGGCUGAGGCGGUGGAGCUACGGCUUGAUCAACUCAGCGCUGAGCAUGUGGACAUCAAACGCUGGAUAAACACCUCCCUCCAGGGACUACUAGCGGUGGAGGCAACGACGGCAGAGGGUGACACUGAGGUAGAGGCUGGCGUCAUGAAGCUUUUUAACCGAUUGCAAACCCACUUGCAGGAGGUCUCCGGGUCGGUGGAGGACACCAUUGCCCAGGCACUUGUGCGUCUACCGCGAACUGGGCUGGAAGUUGGACGAAUGGUCACGGAGGCGCAACAGCUGCAGUCGCAAUUACAGAGCAUGCAGGAGGUGGCGCAGUCGGCGGUGGAGGCGGCUGCGAAGCCCUAUGUAGCGCGGCUGAAUGCGUUGAAGAAAACGCAGGAGAAACUUGCUCGAUGCUCUGACACGCUUUGGAAAGCCACUCAGGUGGACAGUCACAUGAAACAACUUGAUGACGUCAUACAGCAACUGCGUAUAUCCCCAUCGGAGGUCGACAUGGAUGCGGUGGCGGAGUCCAUCAGUCAGGUUCAGGGCAAUCUUGCGGAGCUGCAGAAGUUGGACGUAACCUUUGGAGAAAAGCAGCUUGAGACUGUGGAACGGUAUGAGCAGGUUGUCCAGCACGCCGUUGAAGCGGAGUGUAUGGACAUGCUGCGACGGUGCGAAGUCGACCGCGCGGCCCAACUGCUUAAGGUUCUUGACACCAUUAGUCGUGCGGAUGCGGUACUGCAGCAGUACGCCGUGGAGAGCAUGGCUAGUGAAAAGGAACGGGUGGAGCGAAUGUUACUCGGAGGCGGCUCUGCAACCGCAAUGCCCCCUGCCCGUGCCGCGGAGUUGCUGAAGGGCCAGUUGAUGCCGUCCAUCGGGCAUACGCUCUCCGACCAGUUAGAUUAUGUGCUGCGCAUGGCUCAGAGCGAGGACCGCGCGACCGCGGACCCCCUGCAGACGGAAAAGCAUGCUGAGGCGCUGCAUGAAGUAGAGGUGCGUGCCGUAAAAGUGAUGCAACUAAUGGUGGAUGAGGUGGUUGGCAGCAUCGGUGGCGCGUUGGAGCCUAUUCUGGAGCGGGCGGAACGGAAUGAGGAAGUGAUGGCCUGCUGCGACGCGGUACGGCAGCUUGGGUUGCGAGAGGAUGUCGGCAUCCAUACGACUGGCGCUGAGUCGGCUAUCGGUUGUGGCGGCUCAUUGCAAGAAGAAAUUGUAAGGCAGAUUGCUACCUAUGCAUUUACAGAGCUGAUAGGAAUAUUUGGCAAGCCCAACAUACUGGAGGCGUUCGCGCAGCGUGAGGCUUGCCGCGUGGAGGCGCUGCUGGACGACCCAAAACAGGCGCUGCGGCGGGAACGUUUUCAGCUGGUGAUGGAUGCCAUGAUGGAUGGUGUUAAAAGUAUUGUGCGCUUCUUCCCAGAGAAGACGCUUCCGAUGUGUGUCGAGAAGUGGCGCGAAGCCAUCCUCAGAGUGAUUGCUGGCCUACGGCCGACGCCGGCGGCACCGCAGGGAAGCCUGCUUGCGAAUUUAUCAACCACCCGCUCCGUGGUGGGGCAGCUGCUUCAAGGCGCGUCAAGGAUGUCCUCGGAGUACCUUGUGUCAUCUGAGAUGCAGCAACUGUACCCAAGCUUGGCGGACGCCGUCAACGAACAGCUUCACACCCAGCUUUGGGCACCGCUGACAGAGGCCCUGGAAAGCUGCGCCGCGGAGUGCCAGAGGGCGGUGAAGCGCACAAUCAUAGAACCUGUUGUUGCUAAGGCUGACGGCUACGAGUUGCAGCUCUUCUGGAGCUCGAAACAAAACAGUGGAGAUCCCUUUUCGAGUGCUAUGCCGACUGUUUCCUACACACCCGCGCAGAUUGCGCCAAGCGAGCUGGUGCGGUCCCUUGGGGAAGCCAUUGUUGAAAUACCGCUGGCGUUGGAGGCGUUGCGCGGCAGCGGUGAUGGCGACUGUCGCCCCAACGGGAUCGAAGAUCUUUUGGAGGAGGUGGCGGGGGACUGGCUGGAGGACAUUGUGCGAGCAGCCGUGGCAGAGUUUAUUGAAAAUAAGGUUGGCAGCAUAACAAUUUACUUUCCCAGCGAUGCGCCAGGCGCGAUGAAGAAGGAGACCGCCGCCGUGGAGCAGUUGGCGACGGAUUUGAACUACCUAAAAAGUAUUCUAUCUGCGGUGAGCGGCGACCCUUUUGAUGGGUUGGAGCAGGCGCUGGCGAGGCUAAAAGCGGUGGCGCUUCCCUCGGGGAAACCCAUUGCAAUUCGCCCACUGCUUGCCAAAGACGCAUGA